CGGUUUGCCACGUCCCCUUGGAGAGAAUGCUAAAGACAAAGCGGGGGGCCGGAAGCGUGAAAGGAACCCCGAAAGGUUAAAAAACCGCAACUUCUACCCGAUACAGUCGCCGCUUCGCCCCGCCGGCCAACCGCACAGCGACGGCGGGCGGCCACGCAGCCCGGAGCCACCGGGGGCCCCCGGCGCGGGUCCCGGAUGUCCGACUUCCGGAAACGGAUGCCGUUGGGCUCUGAGGCCGCGGACUCCCUAGCGCCCUCGCGCGGCGGGCGGUGUGCGCUCCGUGGUAGGACGUGCUGACGUCACCGCGCGACGGUAUCGGCCCAGCUGGGCCGGGGCGUUUCGGGAGCGUCUGAGCGGAGUCCGUGUUCCGCGUCGGCGCCGCUGCUUUUCUGGCGUGAGGAGAGCCCCGAACAGCCGCCCUGCUCCCGCGUUUGCCGCGCCGGCACCGCGAUUUACAGCCCUGAGGAAUCUUUUUGCACUCCUUACCUUUUCCCUGCAGAAAUAAAUCCCAUUAUGGAAACCCUAAAGCUUUAUAAAGGGAUAUAGUUUGAAUUUUGUGGAGUGUAAUUUUGUGUAUGAAUUGUACUUUAAAAAUAUUGACGAGUUUUCAAAGAGAAGGCUAGUAAUACAAUACUUUGAUAGGCAUUUGUGAUAAAAGAAAGCCAUGUCUUUUGAUAGAUUGAUUCAUCCUUAAUUACAACAUGACUGAUACUAUAACUAAAUGGUCCUUAAAUGAAGAGCAGGUUAUUUUUAAAAUUCAGUGCAAAACGUGUCUGCUGUGGAAUUUUUAUGGUUAAAGUUAUUGGAGAAAAUGCUGUCAUUUGGCCAGGUAUAGUAAAGUGCUACACACAGUUAGAAAAAAUACAGCAUAAUGAUACUGCAUGAAGUGGAAACAAAUACAUAUAACUUUUAACAAAGAUAGAAGAGUAACAGUUCGUGAGCUUGAAACAAAAUUCAUUUAUCCUUUAUACCAUGAUAGGCUUAGAUUCAAUAAAGCUUCUGGGUGCUGACUUCCCCCAAAGUUGUUAACUGAAGCUAAUAUAACUCACUUUUAAGUACUGUGAUAUGAUGUGUGAAAGUAACUUUUAGAUAAGGUAACCAUAUGAAGACUUUAAUUACCUUUGUUUGCUAAAAUAAAAUUAGAUUAUUUUGGACGUCAUAUUAAAGUGCUUACAAGGGAAAAGCUUGCACGUAACUUUUGUGGCAUAAUCAGUAAUUGGUCUGCUAUCCAGGCUUCAGAGCUUGUAAUCAAAAGCAAAUUAAAGGCAUAAUUUAGGUAUUAUAUAAUUGAUUAUAAUUUUGAGAAUAUAAACUGUUUUUGAAAAAUCACUUAAUAUUUUCAGAAGUGCAUAAGCUUUUGCAGGCCUUGGGGGUUGCCUAUACGUUAAUGUAAUUUCAGAGAGUACUUGGUGAUUUAAGAGAGAUUAUCCUAUAUGAGUGUAAACUUGAUAUAAAUUCAGUAAAAAAGAUACAGUGAAUUCUACAUAAGUAGCACUCAAUAGUGCUACUUUUUCCUGGUAAAAGUCUAAUUUAGCGUGAAGACAUGAGAAAUUUCAUGUAAGUUUUAACCAUCAGAAAGUACCGUCACCUACUCAUAUACAAAUCUACCUCCCCAAAAGUCAUCUGAGAUACCUUAUAUCAAAAAACUAAGAUAUGGAAGAUAGCACAAUCUUGUCAAAUUGGACAGCGGACAACAAACAAAAGAUGAAGUAUGACUUGUCCUGUGAACUGUACCGGAUGUCCACAUAUUCCACGUUCCCCUCUGGGGUUCCUGUCUCAGAACGGAGUCUUGCUCGUGCUGGUUUCUAUUACACUGGUGUGAACGACAAGGUCAAAUGCUUCUGUUGUGGCCUGAUGCUGGAUAACUGGAAACAAGGAGACAGUCCUAUUGAAAAGCAUAAACAGCUAUAUCCUAGCUGUAGCUUUAUUCAGAAUAUGAUUUCAGCUAGUCUGCCAUCCACUUCUAAGAACGCCUCUUCAGUGAGAAACAGCUUUGCACGUUCGUUGUCUCCUGCUUUGGAACACAGUGGCUCUUACUCCAACCUUUCCACAAACCCUCUGAAUUCUAGAGCAGUGGAAGACUUCUCUCCAUUGAGGACUAACUCCUGCAGUUACGCCAUGAGUACCGAAGAAGCCAGACUUCUUACUUACAAUAUCUGGCCUUUAAGCUUUUUGUCACCAUUAGAAUUGGCAAGAGCUGGCUUUUAUUACAUAGGACCUGGAGAUAGAGUAGCCUGUUUUGCCUGUGGUGGAAAGCUAAGUAACUGGGAACCAAAGGAUGAUGCUAUGUCAGAACAUCGGAGGCAUUUCCCCAGCUGCCCUUUUUUAGAAAAUUCUGUAGAAACGCUCAGGUUUAGUAUUUCAAAUCUGAGCAUGCAGACACAUGCAGCUCGAAUGAGAACGUUCAUGUACUGGCCAUCCAGUGUUCCAGUUCAGCCUGAGCAGCUUGCAAGUGCUGGUUUUUAUUAUGUGGAUCGAAAUGAUGAUGUCAAAUGCUUUUGUUGUGAUGGUGGCUUGAGGUGUUGGGAAUCUGGAGACGAUCCAUGGGUAGAACAUGCCAAAUGGUUUCCAAGGUGUGAGUUCUUGAUACGCAUGAAAGGGCAGGAGUUUGUUGAUGAGAUUCAAGCUAGAUAUCCACAUCUUCUUGAACAGCUCUUAUCAACUUCAGAUACUCCUGGAGAAGAAACUGUUGAUCCCCCAGUUGUUCGUUUUGGACCUGGAGAAAGUUCUUCAGAAGAUGCAGUCAUGAUGAAUACACCUGUGGUCAAGUCUGCUUUGGAAAUGGGCUUUAGUAGAAGCCUGGUGAAACAGACCGUGCAGAGUAAAAUCCUGACCACCGGGGAGAACUACAAAACUGUGAAUGAUAUUGUAUCAGCACUUCUGAAUGCUGAAGAUGAAAGAAGAGAAGAGGAGAAGGAAAGACAAGCUGAAGAAACCGCCUCUGAUGACUUGUCAUUAAUUCGGAAGAAUAGAAUGGCUCUCUUCCAACAGCUGACAUGUGUCCUUCCUAUCCUGGAUGAUCUUUUAAAGGCCAAUAUAAUUAGUAAACAGGAGCAUGAUAUUAUUAAACAAAAAACACAGAUACCUUUACAAGCAAGAGAACUGAUUGAUACCAUCUUAGUUAAAGGAAAUGCUGCGGCCAAUAUCUUUAAAAGCUGUCUCAAAGAAAUUGACUCUUCAUUACACGAGAACUUAUUUGUGGAAAAGAAUAUGAAGUAUAUUCCCACAGAAGAUGUCUCAGGUCUUUCACUGGAAGAACAGUUGAGGAGAUUGCAAGAAGAAAGGACUUGUAAAGUGUGUAUGGACAAAGAAGUUUCUAUUGUAUUCAUUCCUUGUGGUCAUCUGGUAGUGUGCCAGGAGUGUGCUCCUUCUCUAAGAAAAUGCCCUAUCUGCAGGGGCAUAAUCAAGGGAACUGUUCGGACAUUUCUCUCAUAAAAGAAGGAUAGGCCCAUACUGCUGAGCGUUGGAAGCCAUAUGAAACAAAAAGGAAUUACCAAUUCUUUCAAUUCGUAAACUUAUGUUCUCUGCUUUGGUACUAAUCUUUUUUCAUGAGGGACAGUAUUAUAUAUUUCAUCCUAAUCUGUUUGGUUAUAAUGGAAGGUUUAUUUUAGUAUGUUGUGUGAAUGAAUGUAAGGGGAGUGAAGUGUGCAGUGCUUGUUAUGUUCCAUUCCAGGAGUUAAUUGGAUGCUGUUCUCUGUGAAAGCUUUGAGUACAAAGAGCAGUGUGGUUUAGAAGAGCUGGAAACCAGUAACUGAGAUUCAUCAGUUUCAGUGCUGACGUCUUCUUUGGUGCUUUUCAUUAUGUAAAAUAAGGAUUUUUCUGUUACUGGUAAACAAGAUUCUCCAUAUUUUGUGAGAAACAUCUUAAUAAAGUGCUUUAAAAAGGCAUCAUUGAAAUGUGCUGUCUACUCUGAUUAAAAAGUAAUUUUCAUGUCUUCGUUGCAUUCAGUUACUAUUAAGUGUAAAAUUGAAUUC
Castor canadensis (American beaver) is the source of this 3974-nucleotide messenger RNA. It is a transcript of the gene Birc2, whose product is annotated as baculoviral IAP repeat containing 2. Gene Ontology annotation, molecular function: cysteine-type endopeptidase inhibitor activity involved in apoptotic process; ubiquitin protein ligase activity. NCBI's taxonomy places the organism in Eukaryota, Metazoa, Chordata, Mammalia, Rodentia, Castoridae. The record is from RefSeq and is a predicted model, not a curated record. Gene Ontology annotation, cellular component: cytoplasm; nucleus. Gene Ontology annotation, biological process: negative regulation of necroptotic process; positive regulation of protein ubiquitination; regulation of cell cycle.